GGUGUUUACAUGAGUUGAAUUUGUUGUUGUACUGGGCUUUGUUUUAGUCGCAUGGUUACUGGUAGCUUGGCUUUCGGUUGAUUGAUUUAUGUAGCAAGUGGGCGGUGUGUGUUUGUUUGUUUGCUGUGUUGUUUUUGUAAGCCACCCACGCUAGAGUAGUAGUCAACUGAGCGAACUUCCCCAGUCUUCCCCCCAACGAUCCUUAAAAAGACUCCAUUCCCCCCACUUCGACUGCUCUCCACCAACAACUUAACACACAUACAACCAUGUCAUCAUCAUCCACUACCACCACCAACAACAACAACAACAACCCUGCUCUGAUGACCCAUCUCAGAGCUGGCUCACCCACCCCAUCAUCAUCCAACUCCGAUCACUCCUCUUCGAUCAUCAACAAACGCAAGCCAAUCGAACCCACCAUCAACCCAAAACCACCCAAGAUCUCAAAACCAACCAACAACAACAACAACCAAAACAUCGAAAACCUCCCAUUCGACCCUUUCAACCCUCAUCCGGGCAUGACCAAGGAAGAACGCAAACUGGCUAGGAUGAUCCGCAAUCGAACUGCUGCCCAGGCAUCCAGAGAUCGCAAGAAGGAGCACGUAGCUGAACUCGAGAACCGAGUCAGAGAGCUAGAAGAGCAAGUCAAGAUACUCUCCAAGCCACUCGAUCAACCACCACCGAUGGCCACCUGUCUACGUCCAUGCUGCCAACAAGCAGCAAGCCAAUCCGCAGACAAGCCAUCCUCCACCAGUCCAGCUCAGACCAUCCAACAGGCACCCUGGUCCACUCAGACCAUCUCCCCCGACUCCAUCGACCCCUCGAUCAUCCAACUCAAACCAACCUCACCCUCAUCACCCUCCUUCUCCUCCUCCUCAUCAUCAUCCCCAGAGUCAAUCAACCGGAGGGAGGAGGAGGAGCAGGAGUCUUCUAGUACCCUCGAUCCUCAACUGAAGAAAGACUCGAGCGGAUCAAACACAUCGACCAUCUCGCCCAUCCAGGCCGAGUAUCUCUCCAGCGUACGGAUCCAUGUACUCGAGGAGGAGAACGUCCAACUCAAGAGUCAGCUCGAGUACGAGCUCAAGAAGGCCCACCAGUUCAAGUGUCGACUACUCAAGAACAGACUCGGCCAAUCCAUCGGAACCGAUCACCAACCUCCUGCGAUCGACCAAGGCCUGAUCGAGUUGAUGUUGAAGGACGAGGAGAUCGAGAACCUCUUACUCUCUUCCACCACCCCAUCCUACUCCGCCACCACCUCCUCCGCCGUCUCCUCCUCCUCUUCCUCCUCCUCCUCCUCCUCCUCACCUCCCGCACCACUCUCACUCCACUCCCCCUCCUCAUCACAACGUACUCAACCAAAUUCAGACGACCUCACUCAACUCUCCUUAGACUGGGACUCACUCCUACUAGAUCGAGAGAGCUCCCCAUCAAGAAGCGAUGGGCACUCAAGUUUUGAGACGAUCAUCCAAGGAACCAAGGAACGCAAGAUAUCCGAAGAUUGGCCGAUGAUGAUCGAUGGCCUAGGUUCACCAGAAUCCGACAAGCUCCUCCUUCAAGCCCUCGACACCACUCAACCAGAGACUCCUUCACCUGAUCAGCACCCACAGGCUCCCGCAGACCGCCAACCGGCUCAGACCGAUCCGACCAGCCCCCAAGCUGCUCCUCUCUCCCACCACCGCCUCGUAGCACGCGAGGUUCUGUCCCUGCAGCGGAACGGUGGGGAGAGCAGCAGUCUGGGUCGGUCGGAUCUGGACAGACCGGUUCCGGAACCCUCUGUGGUGAACGAACUGUGGGCCAUGAUGAUGAUGCCGAUCACCCACUCUUGGACAGAUUUCUUGUCGAUCAUAAUGAUGAUGUUGAUGAUGAUGAUCAUCAUCUUCUCCGCUCCUCUAAUGAUAAUUAUGAGCUCGAAGAGGCUCGAUCAUCCUCGACAUCUUCAUCUGAUCUUCAAUCCUCUGUCCAACGUGGUCGUCAUCAUCUCUUGCUUGAUCUCGUGUUGGGUGGCCUGGAAGAACGUCGGGCGGAUCUUGACGGCCGGCUUUCGACGGACCUCAGUGACCAACAACAACAACAUCAUCAUCAAGACCAUUCCUUCGAUCAUCAACAGCCAUUCCACGGUCAAGAUGAGCGCACCAAUUCGCUCGACCAAUGGGGCAUCUUCGGCUUCCCGAUCAACGACAGUCCCGCCCUUCAAAAACCCACCUCCUCCUCUUCUUUAUUCGAUCACUCUCCCCUCCUCGCUUCGUCGUCGUCGUCGUCUUCGUCUUCUUCGUCUUUCGUCUCCCCUUCUGCAGCAGUCCCACUUCCAGAUCAUCCGGCCCCUCAGCUCGAUCUUCUUCGAUUCGGGCUGACCGAUAACGAGCUCAUUCGUCAGCCCUUGUUCCCCGACCAUCUCGCACUCUUCGAGGAUGAGUUCCUCGGCCAUGAUCAUCAUCAUCUUUAUCUCUCUUGAUCUCCUUCACUUCCCGUCCUCUUAUAUAUAUAUAUAUAUAUACAUGUCUUUAUCUUUUCUCUCUCUCUUUUUUUAUUAUGACCCGUUUUGUUUGUAUACUCAUCUGAUUGGCUUUGAAAAUCCUUUAAAAAAAAACUAAAACACAAAAA
Molecule: messenger RNA, 2598 nt
Organism: Puccinia graminis f. sp. tritici CRL 75-36-700-3
Lineage: Eukaryota; Fungi; Basidiomycota; Pucciniomycetes; Pucciniales; Pucciniaceae
Exons: 2
Coding region: 267-2348 (693 amino acids)
Biological process (GO): regulation of DNA-templated transcription
Molecular function (GO): DNA-binding transcription factor activity
Source: RefSeq, a predicted model, not a curated record